This is a messenger RNA of Seriola dumerili (greater amberjack), 1278 nucleotides long. RefSeq names its product NK1 homeobox 1 (gene nkx1-2b). NCBI's taxonomy places the organism in Eukaryota, Metazoa, Chordata, Actinopteri, Carangiformes, Carangidae. Gene Ontology annotation, biological process: regulation of transcription by RNA polymerase II; cell differentiation. Gene Ontology annotation, cellular component: nucleus. The transcript is spliced from 3 exons. Bases 1 to 1278 code for a protein of 425 amino acids. The record is from RefSeq and is a predicted model, not a curated record. Gene Ontology annotation, molecular function: DNA-binding transcription factor activity, RNA polymerase II-specific; RNA polymerase II cis-regulatory region sequence-specific DNA binding.
AUGAACCGGGACAGAGCGGUACCGGGGCCCGGAGCGGACGGGGUCCAGACCGUGAUAUGCCGGGACAGAGCCGUAGCAGGGCCCGUGGCAGACGCGACCCAACCCGUGAUGAGCCGGGAAAGAGCAAUACCGGCGCCCGACGGGGACGGGAUCCAGACCGUGGUGGGCCUGGACAGCGGGGACAUGCUGGACGGAGUUGCAGCCGGAGAGAAGCGGCUCUUCUCUAACGCGGUGGUCGGAGGCAGAGAUGCUCAGGCCGUGGAGAACCACACGGAACCUCCGCCGACAAACCCGGUGUUAGCGCCGCCACAGCAGGGCCCCACCGGGCACCGGACCACCUCGUUCUCCGUGCUGGACAUCCUGGACCCCAACAAGUUCACGAGCAGCCGGCGGCACCAGCAGCACGCGAGCCACCGGGGAGAGCGCGAGAUGAGCGGGUACGGAGCGGAGAACCGGAGAGGAGGCGCGGGGGAGCGGGAGCCCGGCCUGGAGCCCGGCAAGGGCUGCUACGGUACGGAGGAAUACCCAAGCAAGGAAGGCUUUGUGUACAGAAGCCCAGAUGAGGAUGACUACCACAGAUCCGGGACCCCGGACUCAGACGUUCCAGAUGGCCCCUACAGCAGUGAGGAGAGCAGCUCUGCCCUGCCCAGUAACGGAGAGAGGGACCUGGGCCAGCACAGCCACCAAGACCCCUCCAGAGACACCAAGAGCCCAGGAGGAGGGCCUGCAGGCCAGAUCUCCAACGCCCAGACCAACGGGGCCCAGGGGGUCAAGCCUAAGAGGAAGCGCUCUGGCUCAGACUCCAAGUCGGGGAAGCCCCGUAGAGCCCGGACUGCCUUCACCUAUGAGCAGCUGGUGGCGCUGGAGAACAAGUUCAAGUCCACACGCUACCUGUCAGUGUGUGAGCGCCUCAACCUGGCCCUGUCGCUCUCCCUCACUGAGACCCAGGUCAAGAUCUGGUUCCAGAACCGCCGGACCAAGUGGAAGAAACAAAACCCCGGUGCCGACACCUCCGCCCCCACUGGCGCUGGAGGAGCGGGAGGUACAGGGGGCGCAGGGGGAGGAGCGGGAGGAGGCCUGGGCAGCCUCAGCCCUCUCAGUCCGUCCCCCCCAGUCAGCGGGCACCUGGCCAUGCACGCUGGCUAUGCUGGCCACCACCACCCCCCCACUGGUAGCCUGGUCCAGCUGCCUUUCCUCACCGCCAGCCACGUCCUGUCCCCCUUCAUGCUGGGGACGCAGAGCUAUGCUGCCCCCGCCUUCUACAGCACACACCUGUAG